CCUACAAAUCCCUUACUGUAAGUUGAGCCAUUCCGUGGGGUUUAUAGCUUAUGACGUUAUUCAUAGCUAAUGAGAAAGCUGAAGAAGCGAAGAAAGAACCAGAUAGUCCUUCAAAAUCACUUAAACUUUCAAUUCCAAAGAGGGAAGACACUGCGGUUUUGCCAAAAUAAAGUGUUUAAGGGGACUUACAAGCCUCAGCUUGAUCCAGUUACUGGGAAUCAUGUUUUAACAGAUAACGUCCAAAUAAGCCCCAACAAGACAAGUAUUACUGUUAAGAAUAUUGAUAAUCACAAGGAAAUCUACAACUUUGAUUAUGUUUUUACUGGCCCAAGUGAAUCAAGGAUGGAUAAACUCCUUUCUAAAUCAUCCGUUGUUAAAGACGUUAUCGAAGGGUUUGACAGCACCUUGAUAAUCAUGCCACAUGAUGACCAAAUUACUAAUUCUCCAGCAUACAAAAUAGCUAAUGCAGGGAAGAAUGCUACUUUUGCUAUCCAAAAACCAAAUGCAGAUAAUCAUGACUUAGCAAAGGUAAACAAGCAAAAACAAGUGCAACUAUUUCCUACACAAAGGAGCAAACUCCAGUACCAGACAGGGCUUGUCUACAAAGCUUUUAGAGAACUCUACCAGAGAAUCAAAGAUCUUCAAGAACAAGAGCAGGUUAUCUCUCUUGAGGUAUCAGCCUUCCAGAUUUUAGAUGAUAAAAUAAUUGACCUUGGGAUGCCAGAUGAUGCUAAGAAGCAUAACACAGUUGAGGUGAGAAAUCUUGACUUCGAAAAAUAUGACAUGGCUACUUAUGAAGAUAUGAAGGGAACAGUUUAUGUAAAGAAUUGCUACUACAAAGAUAUCAACUCUCUUGAGGAUUUCAAGUAUUUUAUUGACAAAUGGCUUAAAACUCAGGGAAAUGCUCACGACCAGACAAAGUUUACUCAUACUCUGAAAAGUGAAAAAUAUGAAGCGAGUAAGAUAACCAACGAAGAUACAAAGGAAGAGUCUUAUUUUAGUCAUACGAUCUUUUCUAUCCUUGUAAAGAGAAAGAUUACAGUCACAAGGCUUUAUAUCGUAUCGUGUGCUCCAUACCAAAGUGAUCUAGAAUUUUAUGAGGAAUCUCAAUGCCCUAUAUACAUCGGAGCCAGAAAAAGCAAUGAAGCAUUGAUGAAAUUGAUGGAGAUCUGACAGCUUGCCAAAAAUGGAGAAGACCUAGAUGACCAUUCUAAAUUUCCAUUCAAUGACUGCAAAUUCACAAAUAUCUUAAAGAACGUAUUCCAAAGCGACUCGAAUAUAAACUUCUUAUUUACAUUACCUUUGAUGGAGUUCAACCCUAAUAUUUUUACUGUAAAGAAUUUUUCUAAGGGAAAAAGUUUCCUUAGGCAGCUUCUGGUUCUAAAAUUGGCCCAGAACAAGUACCCUCAUGUUUCAAGCGCUACUCGAAUGAGAGAUUACGACAAGAUAAUGGGGAUUUUAAAGCUCUCAGCUUUGAUGCAAAAAUCUGAUAUCAAGGAUCAAAGCAAUAUAUCGAUGAGCCCUAGCAAGAACUUUGACGAGGAAAUAGACUCCUCUAGAUUUGAGAAAUUGAUGAAGCCUAAGAAAUCAAAGAUAUCUAAUCAUAAAAUUGAGGCAUUCAAGAGAAAUGAAAAGACUAAAUUUGAGAAUAUCAGGAAUCUUCUAGGUCUUGAGAUGGACCUUGCCCAAGUCCUGAGUCAGAAUCUUUCACCUGAUGAAGAAGAUGAGCUAAGGUUACACAAAGAAAUCAGUGAAAGGCUACAAGUUUAUCAAAAACAACACCGUAAAUUAUCUUGGGAAGUUGAAGAGAUUAAUGAGAAGGUCAAUGAGCAAAUAACUAUGAGGGACAACAUCGUGUCCAAAUAUACUAACAUUUUCCAAAGUAUGGAAAAGAAGCUUGCUGACAUGGAACUGAGCAAAUAAGCAAACCACUAAGAUGAAAGAGGACGAGAUCCGUGAAAAAGCACAGAAGAUGAAGACCAUGAUCAAGGGCAAAUUUCAGACAGGAGUUGACUUUAUGCAGACUAAAUGUAACUCCAUCAAAGAUAUAGUAUCCUCUAGUGAAGACUAUAUCGAGAAAGUUAGAAUAGGUCAGAUUAAAAGAAAAGAAGGAGUAAAGAUUAUGCACGAUGAGUACCAAGUCAAACAAUACCAAGAGAAAUACCAACAUAAAAAGAAUCUGAAAGAAAUCCGUAAGAAGGGAGAAGAAGUUAUCAAACAGUACCAAGAGCCAGAGGAUAAGUACAAAGAGACUCCAGAGAGAAUACUGAUGAAGGAGAAAAUGAAGAAUGAUAUACAGGAUAAAUAAGAGUGAACUAAACAUGUUUGAAGGAGAGAUCUUAGCUCUCUAUGCUAUACUCAAUGAGCAGACUAAAUAAGAUCAAAGAUAUGGAAGUUAUGCAAAGUAGGCCAAAGCCGAAGCCAAAGAUGGAGCUGACUCAACUGAGUCAUUUCUCAUCUAUAAACUCGUAUCACUCUAGCAAGAACAGGAAGAAUUCUCGUUUACCUCAGAUGCAUAUUCCUUUCAGAGUGACAAGGAAUAAAUUGACAAGAGACAAUUCAGAGUUUUUAUAUAAAAUUAUUCAGAAGAAGAAAAUCCAAAUGUCCAAAAAUAGUAAUACUUCUUCAACAAAUGCAAUUGAGCUGAAAUGAAUGUUGGAUACUUUGAAUCCUAAAAUGAGUACUGGGAAACUGUUUGCAACUCCUUCUAAGAGUAGUUCCCAGCCAAGGCUUAAUAUCAGCGACCGUAAGAGCCCAGGCAAUUUUAGCGCAAUAGAAACAUUUACACCAGUGGUGAGCCAAAACACUGGGUUAUUUUACACAGGAAAAUUAAGUUUGUAAUAAAAAACUAUUCAAUUUUAA
Messenger RNA from Moneuplotes crassus, 2862 nucleotides. NCBI's taxonomy places the organism in Eukaryota, Ciliophora, Spirotrichea, Euplotida, Euplotidae. The record is from the annotation of a GenBank genome assembly.